UUAAAUUUGGCAUUUCCCCCCAAAUGGACAGCCCUCUCAGUAAUCACUCCAUAAUUUUAGGGUUUCUCUUUCCCCUUCAUUUGAAGAAACCUCUUUCCGAUGAACCCAAAAAAGUACAAAAAGCACCCAAAGUACGCAUAAGGCUAUUUGAUACUCCUUUUUGGAUUUUCCAAAUUCAUAAUCUCAAGUCUUGAUGUAGAUGUCAGUCGAUAAAAGGGAUUCUUGCUGUAGAUUCAAGGAUGUUAUUGGAGAGAGAUAAGUGGUUUCAAUUUGAUGCAGCCAUUCUUUUCAUCUUACUGUUUUAGCAUGUUGGUUAACAAUGUGAAUAGCUGUUAUGUCAUGUAGUUUUACUCUGUCCAGAUAGUUAUGCAAUUUCUUACCUUCGUAUUAUUGUUUAGUUUCUGCAGGUUCUUACUGGCAAUUAGUGUUAUAUGGUGCAUAAGAAGGGCAAGAAUCAUAGUUGUCGAAUUGUACCUCCCGAUAUACUUAGCUAUCUUCCAGAGAAUGUAAUAGAUGCCAUUGUAAUACAUUUGCCUUUACGAGAUGCUGUUAGGACAAGCAUCUUAUCGAGGAAAUGGAGGUAUACUUGGUGCAGACUUCAAAAGUUGACACUUGAUCAAGCAUUUUGGAAAACGACGAAUAACUUAACAUCCCCUACAAUUAGAUUUACAGACAUCAUGUACUACCUUUUGACCCUCCAUGUAGGACCACUUACUAAGUUUACCCUCUCCAUUGCUGAUCUGAGAAACUGUCCUAAAAUUGAUAACUUGAUAUGUUUUCUCUCUAGGAAUGGCGUUCAGCAUCUUGUUCUUCAAUUUCCGAAGGAUAACCUAUACAAAUUGCCUUCUUCAUUUUUCACAUGUUUUCAGAUAAGACACCUGAGUCUCCAUAAAUGUUUAAUAAAUCCUCCACCUGCUUUCAAAGGAUUUGAUAAGUUAGUUGCCCUCGAACUUUGUGAAGUCACAAUUUCUUCCAAAUUUCUUGUAAGUUUAAUCUCUUACAGCCCGUUGCUCGAGCAGCUUGUGCUGCAAUCAAGUAUCUCCGGUCACAUUCAAAUUAAAGCUCCCAAGUUGAUAUCCUUUGACUUCACAGGCAGUUUAAAAUUAAUUUCCUUAAUGGAUGUCCCUCUUCUUGCACAACUUUCACUUGUAGAUAUAGAUGAGGGAGGAAGCUGUGAUAUUGCCAAGUUUCUUGAGUCUUCUCCUGGUCUCGAGCAUCUCCACUUGAAUUGUUAUAGUGUCCAGUUCUUAGCAAGCAAAAUACCAAAACAGCUCCUCUCUCCUCUUAACUGUCUUAAACGUCUCUACCUAUCUGACAUAUGUCUAGAUGACAUAGACGAGGCUUCAUGUGUUCUUCGCUUGAUAAGAAGCUUCCCAUAUUUACAGGACAUCGAAAUUCAGUUGCAUGAUUCAGCUUCUGGGUAUGAUGAUGUUAUGGAGGAGAUUGCCGGUCUAGAAUCUCGUGAAGUUGAAAGCUUCUCAGAUGUGACAUUGAAUCACCUAAGAUCUGUUAAGCUUACAGGUAUAAUAGGCUUAACUCCCGAAAUGGAAUUUAUCCAGCUUCUCUUAGCCAAGUCUCCAAUGCUCAUCAGAAUGCUAAUCGAGCCCGGGGUAGGACAUAAUUCUCCUGAAACAAGACUCAAGGUACUCGCAGAGAUAACAAAGUUUCGUCGGGCAUCAUCUAAAGCAGAAGUUGUUUAUAAAGUUGCAUAGAUUUCUAUCCAGAUUAGGAUCCUGUUUAUCUCCACUUGUCUAUUUGCAAGACUAUGAUCUUUGGCUAAAGAAUUUUGGAAGAUUAAGGUGGACAGACAGAAUUGAAUGCAGUUAUACGGUUGUGCUGUGGCUGUGUUUCUAUCAAACCAAAAGAAAAAGCUGUGUUUUGCCUUGUCUUACAACUUGUUUGGAUGAUUGUUAAGUAUUGUUUUAUAAUGUAUCAUAUGAUAUUGUAUUGUAUUGUA
Messenger RNA from Nicotiana attenuata, 1957 nucleotides. RefSeq names its product F-box/FBD/LRR-repeat protein At1g13570-like. NCBI's taxonomy places the organism in Eukaryota, Viridiplantae, Streptophyta, Magnoliopsida, Solanales, Solanaceae. The transcript has 4 exons. The coding region runs from base 432 to 1712 and encodes 426 amino acids. The record is from RefSeq and is a predicted model, not a curated record. Gene Ontology annotation, molecular function: protein binding.